This is a messenger RNA of Hydra vulgaris (swiftwater hydra), 2548 nucleotides long. RefSeq lists its product as uncharacterized. Gene Ontology annotation, molecular function: mRNA binding; metal ion binding; RNA endonuclease activity. NCBI's taxonomy places the organism in Eukaryota, Metazoa, Cnidaria, Hydrozoa, Anthoathecata, Hydridae. The record is from RefSeq and is a predicted model, not a curated record. Gene Ontology annotation, cellular component: cytoplasmic ribonucleoprotein granule; nucleus.
UUCACAACGGGUGUGAUGACAAAAAACUUUGAAUGAGUUGACAUGAAAAUCGAGUGAUGUAGUUAUUAGCGCUAAGAAUGUCUUUCAUAAACACGAACACGAUAACAGUGUAAAUAAAGAAAAUCAUUCAGAACAUGGAUAAAAAUAAACUGUCGACUUUAGAUGUAUUUAUAAAAGAUUCGAGUAUUGACAGAGUAAAACUUUUUGCUGAACAUGUUAAAAAACUGUUUUUUGUUGAACUUAAAUUCACAUCAGCGAAAGGCAAGCAAUUUAUGCAUAUGGCUGGAGUAUGGCUGGAAAUACAAGGCCAAGAAUAUGAAAACGUUGUUAAAGCAAGGGAGUACGUGAAGGGCUUGUCAUCACCGGAAGAAGUUGUGAGAAUAAGUUUCCCUCCUCCAGUUUAUUAUUUACUGUGUGGUACAAACGGAGAAAAGUUAUCAAAUCUUGAGAAAGAAACGACUGCAAAUAUUGCAUUUAACUCUUUGGAAGAAGUUGAAAUAUCUGGCUCAAUAUCAAGCGUAACAAAAGCUUCGUGUUUUGUUGAAGAAAUCGUAAAAAAGUUUAUUGACGAAAAAAUUUCUGAAACUGAUACAGAUGAUUCAGCAUCGUCUAUUGGAAGAGACAGUGGAAUAUAUAUAAAAUGUAAUAGCGGCUCGGAUUGUUUUCACGACGAAAACUCUGAUAUAUCUUACGGAACUCGAUCCAGUAUUUUAACUGUUGACGAAGAUUUAAGUGACGAUAUAAGUUUAAGUAGAGAUUCACUGCUUGAUAGAGAAGAAUUAAAUCGAAGUCUUUCAGAGAAAGGCUUCAACGAUAUUAUUGAUAGUGAUCUAAUGGAAUACGCAAGAAAACUUGGCUACAGUGAUAGCCAAGUAAAAUCAGCAAUGAAAAAGUUAGGACCAGAUACCGUAGAUCAAAAUGAAUUACUACAUGAACUAAUAAAAGCUGCAAAUUCACAAAGAGACGGAAUAUCUUUUGAAAAUUCAUCAGAUUUGUCAACUUUUUAUGAAUCUGUAACAACCCCAUCAAAUACAGGAACUGCAUUUUUGCGUCACGUGGUAGUUGAUGGAUCAAAUGUUGCAAUGAGUCAUGGCAACAAUCAAGUCUUCUCAUGUCGAGGCAUUGCUAUUGUCGUAAACUGGUUUCAAAAACGAGGCCAUGCAGUAACCGUUUUUGUACCUAACUGGAGAAAUGAAUCCUCAAAGCAAAAUACACCAAUAAUUGAUCAAGAAAUUUUAACAAAGUUGAGCGAUGAUGGAGUUUUGAGUUUUACUCCAUCAAGACGUGUUGGUGGAAAGCUUAUUCAAUGCUACGAUGAUAGAUAUAUUGUUCGAUUAGCCGUUGAGACUGAUGGUAUAAUUGUCUCUAAUGAUCAUUUUAGAGAUAUACAAAGAGAUAUGCAUGAAUGGAAAGAUUUUAUUAAUAAACGUCUUUUAAUGUACACCUUUGCUGGCGAUAUUUUUAUGCCACCUGAUGAUCCUCUUGGUCGACAUGGGCCAACGUUAAACGAAUUUUUAAAAAAAAGUGUUGAAAAAAAAGGAAUACAAUUUUGUCCUUACGGAAAGAAGUGUACAUUUGGACCAAAAUGCAAGUUUUAUCACCCUGAACGUCGGUUUACAGGUUCAUUUAUGAAGAAACCUUUACCACCGCUGCCCAAUCAGCCGCAAGAAACUAAUAGUGGAUCACGACCUCGUUCUGAUCCUGGACAAAGUUUUUCAGCAGCACUUGACGGCAAACAAAGACCAAUAAGUUUACCUAACCUUGAACAGUUAUACGUUUCUCCUCCUCAUUCUUUGCAUAGGUUUAUUUACGUCCAAAAUAACGACUUUUCACGUCCUAUAAGUGGACCUCCUUUUCAAGGAAAUAUUAAUAUCUCGCAAAAUAUUAAUGCUAUAUACAAUAUAAACAAUGAAAUUAGUUUUUCAAUGGAACAUUCUCAUAAACAAAAAUUUAGUGGCGAUCAUUUUACCCCUCAAUAUUUACUUGUACCGCCACAUUGCAGAGGUGAAUUAGGAAGUAAUAAAACUAAUUCAAACAUACAAACUAACUGUGAUUACGUAGGUAGGCCUUUAUCGUCAGAUUUUAGCAGCAGACCAUCUUCUGGAGAAUAUAGUUAUAGCAGUGAAAGUAGGCCACAUUCUGGUGAGUAUGGAAGUAAUAGUCGUCUAUCAUCUGAAGAUUUUAGCCCAAUGCAACAAUGGAGUAUGGGAUUAUACCAGAGACAAUAUAAUCAUGGGAACUUUUAUCCUAUGAAAAACUAUUAUCGCAAUACACCGACACUUCCGGAAACGCAGGAAGAGACUCGUCAUGCACCGGGUUCAUUGAAAAUUGAAAUUGUAGAACAGCUUCGAGAACUAUUUCCAGAUCAAUAUGAUAAAAUUUUAUGGGUUUUAAGGACUUACCCAGAAAUAAAGAAUAUUGAUGAUGCAAUACCCAUUAUGAAAGAAUGUUUAAAUACGUAGAGUAUCAGAUGAUGUCAACAUUUUUUGUCACUUUUUUCUGUGUGAAUACUUUAAUAUUUAAAAUAAUCAUAGAAUUAUACCUUAAA